AUGUUCCCCUUCAACCGUUUUCGCCGCUUAUCGUCGUUCCCGCUUAUCCUACUACUCGUGUGCUGGCAUCUUCAGGCGCCGGCGGGUGUAAGCUCGCUCGAUCGCACGGACAACGCGACCGUACCGCUGGCUCGUGCCAAACGACUUAUAAGCUUCCCAAUCAAUGGUGGCUUAGCGAAGAUGAUUCUCGGAUUUCUGGCCCCGGUUCGUUUCCAUCAUCCACUGCCACGCAGCCUCAACCUCGGUAUCAAUGUGCAGGCCAACUAUGCGAUCAGUCCGAACAUAAUAUUCCCCCGACCGGAGUCGAUCUUCGGCAAUCGCGAGCUGGAGCGCUAUGCCGAUCCGAACAGUCGGCAGCAGGUGUACGGUGCGCUGGAAAAGAUCCUGCAGAUGGUGCUGGGGACGAAUCGAAUGGCACGCGAGUGUUUGCUGCGGACGGUGUGUGAAGUGGCGGACACACCGCUGCAUCAUAACGGGCUGGUAGGGGAGCUGCUGGAUGUGAUAUUUACGUGA
Messenger RNA from Anopheles arabiensis, 513 nucleotides. RefSeq lists its product as uncharacterized. The transcript has a single exon. NCBI's taxonomy places the organism in Eukaryota, Metazoa, Arthropoda, Insecta, Diptera, Culicidae. The record is from RefSeq and is a predicted model, not a curated record. Bases 1 to 513 code for a protein of 170 amino acids.